ACAAAACAGCAGGAAAGCAAAAAAAAAAAAAAAAAAAAACAAAAAUUAAAAAAAGGAAAAUGAAUGCGGAAAAUUCGCAAAUGGAUGCCUGAGCAGAGUGUAGAGCACACAGAGUAGAAUCAGAAGAGAAUUAAAAAGUAAUCCUUCACAUUAAAGACAACCAAUGGGACCAAAUCACUGCGACUCGAACUGGAUUAAAACAGCAUCGGAUCGCGCAGAGCAGCAGCAACUGUUCGCCAGGGAGGCGCGGAGGAGGCGGCCACAGGGGAGCCAUCAUAGGAGCAGCAACGUCGCCUCAGCUGCCCAGGGCCCCUCGAGAAUGUCUAGCCGGAAAUCAGGAGGCGGUGGCGGUGGUGCUAGCGGCGGAGUUGGAGUCGAUGGAGGUGCCCUGGACGACAAUGCAAAUGCCAAUGAUAAUCCAACCACCAUUAGUGGACCAGUGGAGUCUUCGUCAGAAGCUGGCGAGGAUACAUCAUCCACGCCCACACCCAUGGAUGCAGAUGAAACUGUGCCACCAUCCUCCACAGACACAGCCGAAGCCGCUAAACCAGUGGAAGGAGAAGAAGAAGCAGCAGCUGGAGGUGAAGAAGGAGAAGGAGCAGGUGGAGAAUCAUCCGAAAUGGAAACCAAUGAAAAGGAGGCGGAGGCCAAGGAGGAGAAGGAGUCAUCUCCUGCUCCUAAAACGCGAACGCCCACGCCAGUGGCCACGCCCACCACAACCAGCAUGAGAAUCACUCGCCAUUCGUCGCCCCUGCUCCUGCUCAGCUCACCGACGACCGCCCGCCGGGACAUCUCUGUCGGCAGCGAUGGAGCCGGCGGGGAAGCCGAAGAGUCGGCGGGAGUGGGUAGUCAGCGCAAGAGUUCCGUGGAGCGGGCGGUGACACCGGUUAUACGAGGACGCAAGUCCAUCAAGGAUCUGAAAGAAGCCAAAGAAGUCAAGUCCGAGGAGGCGGAGGCCACUGUAACUCCAGUAACUGGAGAAGCUUCAACGCCGGGGCCGGCGCCAGUUCAGGUGUCGGAGGAGCCAGUGGCGGAGAGCAGCCAGGAGCAAGAGUCCUUGCCAGGAGCAACUCCCGCGGACGAAAAAGACCACAGAGACACAAAAGACACAGAAAAGGAGAAGGAGAAGGAGGAGCUGAAGACCCAGGAGGAAGAUAAGGACAAGGAUAAAGAAAAGGAUAAGGAUAAGGACAAGGACAACGAUAAAGAUAAAGAAAAGAACAAGGAUAAAGAGAAGGAGAAGGAGAAAGAAAAGGAGAAGGAGAAGGACAAGAAGGAGCCAGUUACACCCACAACCUGCAACCGAGUGACCCGCAAAUCCCACGCCCAGGAGCAGGUCACCAAUACGCGAGUGACCCGCAAUCGCCGCCAGUCCUCCACCUUGGGCUUCGCCGCCAAUUCCUCCUCCGCUGCGGUGGCAGCAGCCGCCACGGCGGCCACCACAUUGGCGGCCACAUCCUCAGCAGCAGCGGCGGCGGCAGCAGCGGAGCAGCAGCCCCAGCAACAGCCUCCACCAACAACAGCUCGCGGUCGCCGGAAGAAGGCACAGACGGUGGCACCUCCGCUGGAACCGGCCGUGAAACGAAAGCGUUCCGAGGAUGCGGAAGCCGAAGCGGAAGCCAGCAAUGCCGCCAAGUACAGCAAGGUGGAGGUGGUGAAAACCGAGGAGGCGGAGGCGCCGGCAGCCGAGGAGGAUGUGCCCAUCAAGCAGGAGCCACUGGAGACCAGCGAAGCGGUGGGCACAACAACGCCGGUGGCCGCUGCAGCUCCGGCUCCGGUUUCCGGCGGGACGAGACGUGGUCGUGGACGGCCGCAGAACCGGAACUCCGCCUCGCCAGCGGCCGUUACCUCGACGCGGUCCACGCGGCUGAGCAAGGCUGGGUCUCCGGGUGUCAUCGGCCAAACGCCACCAGCCCAGGAGCCGGCAGCGCCUCCGAAACGGCGGCGGGUGGGCAGCAGUACGCGGAAAACGGCGUCGGCCAGCUCGCUGGCAACCAGUUCCCAGGGCGGCACAGCUGCGGACGAGGACUCCAAAGACAGCAUGGCCUCCUCCAUGGACGAUCUCCUGCUGGCGGCGGCGGACAUCAAACGGGAGAAGCUCACUGCCGAGUUCGAUGACAGCCUCCUGCUGGCGGAGACCAGCCUGCCCUCCACCUCUACGGGUGCAUGCUCCGCAACAGCCCCAGCCUCGUCUGGAUCGAAUGGCCAUUCCUGCAUUGAACCGCUGACCGUGGAAACGGAUCCGGCGAAACCCAAGGACCUGCUGCCCCCGCCCGAGGAUGCGUCCGCCUCCCAGCCAGCUGGGGACACGGCAACGGGAACGGGUUCUGCCACGACCGUGGUGGGCAAGGCGCCGUCCCUCAGCCCGGAGAUGGUCAGCGAGGGUGUGAGCGCCGUCAGUGUGCGGAACUUCUACAAGAAGCCCGAGUUCCUGGCCAACAAUCUGGGCAUCGAGAAGGACCCUGAGCUGGGCGAGAUCGUGCAAACGGUCAGCAGCAAUGCCGCGGAGACGGAGGAGAUGGCGGUCGAGGAUGGAGAGGUGAACGCCUCGGCCCAGUCGCCCAAAUCGGACAAGCCGGACAGUAAGAAGUCCAAGCCGGAGGGCGAGGCGGCAAAGAUUGUGGAGCAGGAACCGGAAGUCGAUCUGGAGACGGAAAUCGUCGCUGAAGCUUUGGCGGAAAUCACAGCCGAGGCGGAUGACUCCAUCUCGAUAGGCUCCAUGAAGACGGGCGACCUGCGACUGGACGACAGCGGCGAGGGAUCCGAGGUGCUACUCGACCAUGGCCUGCUCCUCAAUGGAGCAGCCCAGCAGGAGCAACCGGCGCCGGAUGUGGAGGAGGAGGAGACGGAGGAGGACCCAGAAGUGCGGCAGACCAAACCCAAUAGCUAUGAGGACUCUGACCACGAGAUAAUAGACAAGUUGGUCCAGGAGGGAGUCCUAGACGCCACGGGAAAUCCGCUCAGUCAGGCGGGAGUCGCCAAGCUGGAGGACGAGCUGGAGGAGGAGGUUGGCACGGACGAGGUCGUUGCUGUCAUGGUUAACAAGUACUUCCUGGACAUAACGGAGCAGGCGGAGCAACUGCUGGUGGACAAGGUGGAGUUCCCGGAGGAAAACAAGGAGAACCUGUCCACCUCGGCGGACGCCACUGCCUCCGAGGGUCUGGACAUCCAGCUGUCGCUCAAGGACGACGACGACGAGCAGCUGGCGGUGAAGGACGAGGAGCAGGUCAAGCAUCUGGAGCUGCAGCUGACGGAGAAAAUGGACGUCGACCAGGAGGAUGAGGAGCUGGAGGAGAAGCCCAACGGCAAGCAGGAGGACGACGAGGAGCAGCAGCAGCAGCGGCGGGAGCAGGAGAUCCACCUGCAGAACCUGGGCCUGCUGACGCUCCAGGCGGCGGAGCAGCGCCGUCAGGACCUGCAGGAGGCCCACACUCGCCAGGCGCAGCUCCAGCAACAGCAUCAUCACCACCACCACCAGCACAAGCGGCAGGGGGCGCGGGGCGGCGGCGGAAGCGGCGGCAGCAGUGCCACCCACGUCGAGUCCAGCGGCACCCUCAAGACGGUGAUCAAGCUGAACAGGAGCAGCAACGGCGGCGUCGGCGGCAGCAGUGGCCUCCCCACCGGCACUGUGAUCCACGGCAGUGGCGGGUCGUCCGUCUCGGCCGCAUCCUCCUCGGUGGGCAGUGCGACGCGCAAGUCGAGCGGAGCUCUGGGCGCCGCCGGCGUGGGAGCGGCAACGGGAGCCGGGGCCGGAGUGCGCCGGCAAUCGCUGAAGAUGACAUUCCAGAAGGGUCGUGCCCGGGGACACGGUGCAGCGGACCGAUCCGCCGACCAGCCAACGGAAGACUCCUACUACACCAUCCAGAACGAGAACGAAGGUGCGCAGAAGUCGAGUGGUGUAACUACGGGUAAUCCCGGCCGAAAGACCAAUAACCGUUUCAGCUCAACUAACAACCACUCUACGGUAGCCUCCUCGCACGGUGGUAGCCACCAUUCUUCGGUCCAGUACAACUCAUCUCACUCGGAGGGCCUGGGUCAGGGCGAACAUGGCUUUUAUCAGAUGGUCAAGAAGGACGAGAAGGAGAAGAUCCUCAUACCCGAGAAGGCCUCCUCGUUCAAAUUCCAUCCGGGACGGUUGUGCGAGGAUCAGUGCUAUUACUGUAGCGGAAAAUUCGGACUCUAUGACACGCCCUGCCAUGUGGGACAGAUCAAGUCCGUGGAGCGCCAGCAGAAGAUCCUAGCCAAUGAGGAGAAACUCACGGUGGACAACUGCCUGUGCGACGCCUGUUUCCGGCACGUGGACCGUCGAGCCAAUGCCCCCUCCUACAAGAAACGCCUCUCGGCUCCCGGCCAUCUCGAGACCAUGGGUAAUGUGGAGAAGCAUUUCGCAGGCGAUGGCAGCGGCGGACUUACAGAUCCAUCGGGAGCAGAGGGAUCCGGGACUGCUGGCUCGUCGGCUGUGGGCUCGGGCGGCGGCGGGAACCUCCAGCAGCGUGCCUGCGCCGUCAAAGACUGCGCCGAGGGGGCGAGUCACUCGCUGCGGCGCAAGUGCAUCCGCAAGAGCGUGAAAAAGUUCCAACUGAACCUGGAAAUACCGGCGGGCAGUUCCAUCGUCUGGCUGUGCGAGGCGCACUACAACACCGUCAUCCAGUUCUCCGGCUGUGUGCUGUGCAAGCGGCGUCUGGGCAAGAACCACAUGUACAACAUAACCACGCAGGACACGGAUCGGUUGGAGAAGGCGCUCUCCGAGAUGGGUAUCCCAGUGCAACUGGGCAUGGGCACGGCCGUGUGCAAGCUGUGUCGGUAUUUCGCCAACCUGCUGAUGAAGCCGCCGGACAGUACCAAGUCCCAGAAGGCCGAGUUUGUCAAGAACUACAGGAAACGGCUCCUCAAGGUGCACAACCUGCAGGACGGCAGCCACGAAGUCUCCGAGGCGGAUGAGGAGGAAACCCCCCAUCCUGUGGAUGCCGCCAAGGAAGCCUCGGCUGAGACUGGUGAGGACUCGCAUGAAAUGCCCAUGGUGGUGGACUAUGACGGGCCCACAGACUCCAACUCCAGCAGCUCCUCGACGACGAAUCCGGACGCCAACAGCAAGCAAAUGUCCAAGCUGCAGGCUAUUCUCCAGCAGAAUCUGAGCGCAGAGGGCGGAGCAGCAGCCGCAGGAGGCGGUGGAGCUGCGGGAACCGGACGAAGUGGGGCAGGAUCGGCAGGGGAGACCAGCGGAGGAGCUGGAGGAAGUGGAUCCGGUGCCGAUAUAUCGAAUGUCCUGCGCAGCAACCCGAACAUAUCGAUGCGUGAGCUGUUCCACGGCGAGGAGGAGCUGGGGGUGCAGUUUAAGGUGCCCUUCGGAUGCAGCAGCAGUCAGCGGACACCGGAGGGCUGGACGCGUGUCCAGACGUUCCUCCAGUAUGACGAGCCGACGCGGCGACUGUGGGAGGAGCUGCAGAAGCCAUACGGCAACCAGAGUUCCUUCCUGCGGCAUCUGAUACUCCUGGAGAAGUACUACCGCAACGGAGAUCUUGUCCUGGCGCCGCACGCCUCAUCCAAUGCAUCCGUUUACACGGAAACGGUGCGUCAGCGCCUGAACUCCUUCGAUCACGGUCACUGCGGUGGACUGGGCGGAGGUGGCACGUCGAAAACCCAGUCAACAGGAUCGGCCACCGGUGGUAUCAGUGUCCUGGCCACCGCCUUGACCACACCCUCCUCAUCAUCGUCGUCGGUGGAGGCGGCGGCGCCCGCGGUUCCAGUCAUCCCCUUGGUGGAGCUCAACGACGACGACGAAGAGGAAGAGGACGGUGAGUCCACGGAGGAUCGAGAGUCGGGAGCGGGCGGCGAUGGACGGCAGGCGGAGUCGCCGGUGGAACGCCUCAGUGUGGACAAGCUGACGAAGCAGCUGAGCUCCAAUGCGGUGACGAUUAUAGCCCGGCCCAAGGACAACAAGUCCUCCCAGCCAUCGGCCGCCGCCACCGCCGCCUCCUCCACAGCCACGGAGGAAGUAGCUGUGGUGCUGCCAACGACCAAGUCCACCGCCCAGUCCCAGUCUCAGUCUCAGACCCAAUCGCAAGCCAAGGAUGCCCCGCCAUUGGUCGCCGCCAAUGCGAAUAGCCGCAGCAUCCUGAAGACCAAUCUCCUGGGCAUGAACAAGGCCGUCGAGAUUGUGCCGUUGACACCACCCGCCUCGCAGACCCAGCCAGCCGGCAGCGCUCCGUCGAUGGCGUCCAUCACGUCGGUGCCCUCGAUCGCCUCGCUGGCCAACAAGCAGGCCCAGGACCAGAAGCAGCACAAGAAGCUCCUGGACAUGGCCAAGAUGCUGGGCAACACGCAGAAAGCUGCCGCCAACCAUCAGCAGCAGGGAUCGGAUGCGUCAGCUCCCCAAAAGCCAUCGGGCGUCGCCCAACUGCUCAACUCCCCGCCGGAGCUGAUUAGCUUGCAUCGGAGGAGGGCCAGCGCCACCGCCAACAACAGCCUGCUAGGCAACCUGUCGGGCAAGAGGCUGCAACUGCCACGUACUGGAGCAGCCGGCGCAACAGCAUCUGGUGGAGCUGGAGGCGGUGGGCCCUCAGGCAAUCGUGGUGGAGCCAGUGGUGGUCCCCCGCCGCCCAAUGUCGUUAUACUGCCCGAUACGCUGACGCCCCAGGAGCGGCACGAGAGCAAGAGCUGGAAGCCCACCCUGAUUCCGCUGGAGGAUCAGGUGCCCAACAAGUCGCAUGCAUUGUACCAAACCGCCGACGGGCGAAGAUUGCCGGCCCUGGUCCAGGUGCAGUCCGGCGGUAAGCCAUACCUCAUCUCCAUCUUUGACUACAAUCGGAUGUGUAUUCUGCGGCGGGAGAAGCUGCUCAGGGAUCAGAUGCUUAAGGCCAACAAUGCCAAGCUAAAGAACGCCCAGCAGCAGCAACAACAACAACAGCAACAGCAGCAGCAGCAGCAGCAACAGAGCUCAGCAGCUUCGGCAACGGUGGCUGCCUUCUCCAGUAUGUUGAAGCUAGCCCACCAGCAAACGGCACGCCAGCAACUGCAACAGUUGCAACAGAAACACCAACAACAACAGCAACAGCAUAUGCCGAGCCUGCAGCCUGGCGGCGGUGGAUCUGGAGGAGCAGGUAGUGGCGGUGGUGUGGGCGCUGGUCUGCGGCUAGCGAGGCUGCCGCCAAAAAUGCCGGCACUGACCAAUCCCCAGAUCGGCAGCCAGGCGCCCAACUACUCCUCACUGAUGCCCAAUCCCAUGGACAACAGCAACAACUCCUGGCUGUGGAAGAACUUUCCCGACUCGAAUCAGUAUCUCUUGAACGGCAAUGGAGGCGGCGGCGGCGGCGGAGGAGGAGGAGGAACCAAGUUGCCGCAUUUUACCGGAAAACCAGCCACUGCCACGAGCAGCAAGGCGGCGGCCACAAGCAUUUUUAACAUCAAGCAUCAGCAGCACCAGCAGAAGCUCAUCGAGAACGCCAUCAUGUCGAAGAUACCCAAGAGUCUGACGGUGAUACCCCAGCAAAUGGGUGGCAGCAGUAGUGGCGAUUUGGGAGGAGGAGGAGGCGGUGGUGGUGGCAGUGGGUCCUCAAAGGACUGACAAGGAGCGAUAACCCCAACACCGAGGAGCAGCAUUGGGCGAAGGAGAAGCAGUCGGAUAUUGGAGCUUCAGAGCACGAGGUGACCAUAAAUGCCAGGAUCUGAAGAAAAAACCCUAGUUUUUAGGAAAUUAAACGAAAAGCAGACGGAACAAGAUGAGAAAAUCAAGAUUAUUACUAAGGAUUACAUAACGUGGAUUGUGUAUAAAAAAAAAACAACAAAAAAAGAUUUCGAGAGAUACGGAUACGAUUAAGAUCUAAGCUCUAUAAUUGUAAGAAUUAAAACCCAACAGAUGCAGGAUGAUGAACAAGGAUGUAGAAAGGAUGAUGCAGAUGAUGAUGCAUAUAUGCAGAUUAUAUAUAUUAGAUUAGAGUUAAGAGCUAUACCUUAUACUCUAUAAACUUAUGCUACUCUAUUAUUGUAUGUAGAAUAUGAUAUAUAUAUAUAUAUUUUUUUAUUAGAUUUUAUCGGAAAUAUUCACAUGCGAUUCGUGUAUUAUAGAUACCAAAAUUGCUAGAUCUAAAAAAAAAAAAUGCAAAAAAUAAAAAUGGUUUAUAGAUUUAUAAGAUUUAAAUAUUUACACACCAACACCAACAACAAGAAGAACUACAACAACUACAACAAGACCCUCACACAUCCACAAGCACGAACUAAUAAUUUAAAAAAUAAAAACAGAAUUAUUUUUUAAGAGGAAAUGCAGAGCACAAAAAUACUAAUGCUGCUGAUAAUCCUUAUAGGACCGGACCGGAUCUUAACUUAUAAUUGCACGAAUCCAAAAACAAUUACCUUAAAAAAAAACCGAAAAAAAGAACAGAAACCCAGGAGCAUUUCAAUAAUCCAAUUAUACCCAAAUCUACAUAUAUAUAUUUCUAGAAUAUAUGACACAGAUCCUAAUUUAUAACCAUUUUUGUAUUCUCACACACACACACCUCCUUCUCAUAUA
Messenger RNA from Drosophila bipectinata, 8506 nucleotides. It is a transcript of the gene east, whose product is annotated as enhanced adult sensory threshold. Gene Ontology annotation, cellular component: nucleus. NCBI's taxonomy places the organism in Eukaryota, Metazoa, Arthropoda, Insecta, Diptera, Drosophilidae. The record is from RefSeq and is a predicted model, not a curated record.